This is a messenger RNA of Daphnia pulicaria, 3093 nucleotides long. RefSeq lists its product as uncharacterized. Gene Ontology annotation, molecular function: 8-oxo-dGDP phosphatase activity. The transcript is spliced from 5 exons. NCBI's taxonomy places the organism in Eukaryota, Metazoa, Arthropoda, Branchiopoda, Diplostraca, Daphniidae. The coding region runs from base 679 to 1962 and encodes 427 amino acids. The record is from RefSeq and is a predicted model, not a curated record.
GUGUGGUAAUAUCCGUUCGACGGUUCCAGUGCACAAAAAGAGAAAUUUUAUUCGAAAGUUAAAUAAUAUUCAACAAGUUCGUAAAUUCUAUCCCAACUUCCCCCUGGUUAUCUAAUAAUUUUGUGAACUAAUCGAUAGUUAUACGUCACCACCCACUAUUUCAUGGAACCAUUCACACUGCGUUGAUUGCUGGCUAGAACAGGUUUAUAAUCGGGAUUAUCGAUCAAUCUAAACUAGUUUUUUCUCCUUUAUGCUGUUGGAUUCCCCGCAGAGGUACGCAAAUAAUUUCAUCAGUUGCAAUCAACAUUAUUUCAACGACCUUUUUGCACGAUAAAAACUUUCUCCUAUUUCCAGAUAAAAUCUGGCAGCAACCGGGCAACGCUGGUAAAGACACAACACAAGCACCACUUUUUUUAAUACGUUCGUUUUGGGGGUGUGUUUAGUUGUCAUUUUGUUGGGGAAGAGCAGUCGACAUUUUACACGGUAAAGAAGAGGUCAAUAUCGCGCGGCAGUUAGUCUUGGACGAGAAAGAAAGAAAACGCCUUUUGCUUCUUUUAACUUGGCUUGUAAUUGCUUAGAUUUCCAUUCCAACGUUGUGCUCCCUAUCCUAUACAAGGCCAUUCGCCUUUUACGACGGAGUUUCUGGGUUGGUUUGCUCUCACACAAAGUCAUCUUUCUAUGAGCCAGUCGUUUGGUCGGUUUGAAAUGCUCUUGAGCCGCGGAGAGGCUCAUCUCUUGGCCACGUCUGAAGUUGGCUUGUCUCUUUCAGCUCCUGCUUCGAGACCAGAAGCUUCUGUGAACUUCCAAAGCAAUGCUAACAGUUUGCCCGAGGAUGGGAAUGGCGUGGAAUGCCACAGCCCUCCUCUGUGUUUGACUGAAUCUAAAGUGACCUUCCUCUCUCUCGGUGCAUUUUCUCCCAGCAAUAUUGGGCAUAGCAAACUACCUUGCACCCAGCUCAGCUUUGGUCUCCCACCACCCAGAACCAUUUGUGAAAAUUCUUGUCCUCCAGUAACAAUCAACGGGGAACCUCAAAUGUCAAAAUUCAUGAACCUUGCCAGAAAGUUUAAUUGCUUCUAUUUCAAUGGUGAUCUUCAGCACUGCAGGCCAUUUUUGGUCUGUGGCAAGCAAGUGGGUGUUAUGCAAGCCAGGGUAGUCGAAGCUGCGUGCAGGUAUCCUGAUGUAUUCCAAAUGGAUUCUUCCGGAAUGAUUUCGAUGCAUCCCUCUCUUACAACGUACGAGGAACGAAGUGCCCGAAUUAACCACGUCCUGUCUCAAUGGAAGGAGGAACGUCUGUUUGUUACCUUAAAAGGCUGGAGAAACGAGUGCUACGAAGUUAGGACGGGAUUUGCCGAUCCGCCCCUUCUUAAGAUGGAUCGCUCUGCGGCAUGCCUUUUCGGUGUCCGCCAGUACGGCGUAGAAAUCAACGGAUACACUCGCCACCCUCAACUAGGCAUGUCACUCUGGCUCCAGCGAAGGGCUCUCUCGAAACCCACUUGGCCUGGCAAAUGGGACAAUAUGGUCGCUGGCGGGCUGUCAGUCGGCCACUCGGUCCUCGAUACAGCAUUAAAAGAAGCCGAAGAAGAAGCUUCCAUCCCGGCUUAUUUACUGGCUAACCUAAGAUCUGCGGGAUCUGUGUCGUUCUACUUUGAAAGUGAGCGAGGCCUCUUUCCCAACACUGAAUUUGUUUACGAUCUGGAGCUACCACCUGACUUUGUUCCGCACAACUCUGACGGCGAGGUGGACAUCUUUGAAUUAGUACCCGUCAAUCAGGUGAUGGAAAGAAUUUUUACCCCCGAGUACAAGACGACCAGUUGCCCAACGACGUUAGACUUUCUCAUCCGGCACGGCUUCAUCAACUCGGACAACGAGCCUCGUCUGCCCGAAUUGGUGGAAUUGUUGCACAUUCCCCUACACUACCUCUACAGCCAGUCGAGCAGCCAGUCGCCCAUUUCCCCUAAAUAGGAGUACCAAUCCAGCGAGCAUCACUGGUUAAACGAUUACGAUAUUUAAUAAGAACCCCCCCUCGAGAUCCGAUUUGUUUUUCCUCCUCCUCUUUCGAUACUGGUAAGACUUCCAACUUUCUCUAGCUCUUCUUUUAAAAACAAUUCUUCUUUCUUUCGAACGUAUUGAACAUCUCCUAGGUCGUAUAGCGCGUUGCUGCCCAGUCGCUCUUGAUUGAUUUAGCCUUUUGACUGCCCGAACGUAAACAACAUCACAUGUUUUCUUUUUUCUGCCCGUUAGCAUCAUCGGUCGAACGCAUUCUAAUCGCUUUCUCUUCAUUUUCUUCUCACCACUCUCUCGAUCUUUUUUUACGUUUUCCUCCUUACUCCCUCGUUGAAACCCCCUAAAGUUUCGGUCGCUCUUCCAGGAGUUACCAAGUAAGAAAGAGGAGAGCUCAUGUUAAAUGCUAAAAAUAUCAACCGAGAAUUUUCUUUCCUCCAAAACCAAAAGUCGAAAUUGAUGGGCAUUGAAUCGCCCAAGGCGUCUUACCAAGCCAAAGAUACCGACGAAAUAGAAAGUGUCAUUGUGUUCUUAAAAGUAUCAUAGAAAUUUAAAACAAAACAAAACAAAAAAAGGAAACUUUAGAAAAUUAAUUAAACUAGGCUGUUUGGGAUUUUAUUUCAAAAAGAAAAACCCUUCGAAUUAAAACCGGAAGAAGAAGAAGCUCGAGAAAAAUUGAAUUGUCCCCACCUUCCAUUGAUCAUAAAUUAUUCAAAAAAUUUCGUGUUUUGUCAUACUUUUUGCCCACGCAUGUUUUUUCUUUCCUAGUAUUAUUUAUUUAGACUGGUAUUUUGCUCCCGUGUGUUUUUCGGAACGUUCUUUUUUUUUUUUUUUUUUAAGAAAUUAGUUUCUAUGCGUUUAUUUUUUAACAAAACACAUACAACUCAACACCAACCAUCGAUCCAUCCUCUCCCUCCUUGUGUUUUGGCUCAUCCUAGUCUCUCUGUAAACCGGUUGUUUUUGUAAUCCUUUUUGAGAAUACCAUUUAGGCCUACAUAAUAUUAUAAUGAAAGAAUUUUUUCCCGAUACGAUACAACAGCAUAUUCCAUGUUUCAACGCUAAAAAAAAAAAAAAAAAUUGAAAAGAAAAUAA